GAGCGUCACAAAUUUAGGAAUUAUUUUAUCCAGCGCAUCUGGGCCACAUGCUCUAGUAUAAAGGGGCGCGGAAUUUCUCAUUCAAAUAAAUCUAUAAAUUUCGAGCUAUCGUAGAUCGAGGUACCACUGCAGUCGUAGAAUGGAGCCUUGGAAGUCAACUAUUCUAGUAAUACUUGGGGUGUGUUUGAACAGCGCUGCGUUAAGUCGCAACGAAGACGAGACACUCCAAGAACUAAAAAUGAGUAAUUCUGACCUAUGUGAGAGGCCACCAAAAAGACUGUAUGAGAGGCCACCAAAAAGACUGUAUGAGGGGCCACUACAAAGACUGUACGUUAAGUCUACUGACAUAUCGAAAAAAUGGGCGAAAACGAUUUAUGAAAACAACAAGAAUCAUCCCUGCGCAGACAUCAAGCACGAAACGGACAGAAAAACUGGUCAACAAUAUUUCAUAAUGCGAUGCAAAUAUAUUGUGGACCACGGCUGCAGAUUCACUUUCAAUCGACCAGCUUGUGUGGAGAAUAUAAGUUCAAUAGCUGGAAAAACAGUUUUGACUGGAUGUGAGUGCACGCGCAAACUGUGAAACGACAACAAUGAAUUCCUGUGAUGGUUGAAUAUUAUUUAAUCUCAAAACACAUAAAGUAGAAUAAGGAAAUUAGAGUAAGGUAAAGUCUGAAGUGCCGAAUUCAAUAUUUAUUCCAAUGAUAUCAUCCCAGUUGAACUGAACUGGUCACAUGUAAGAAUCGAUGUU
Messenger RNA from Exaiptasia diaphana, 748 nucleotides. RefSeq lists its product as uncharacterized. The record is from RefSeq and is a predicted model, not a curated record. The transcript is spliced from 2 exons. NCBI's taxonomy places the organism in Eukaryota, Metazoa, Cnidaria, Anthozoa, Actiniaria, Aiptasiidae. The coding region runs from base 140 to 580 and encodes 146 amino acids.